Linderina pennispora is the source of this 1249-nucleotide messenger RNA. RefSeq lists its product as uncharacterized. The record is from RefSeq and is a predicted model, not a curated record. Gene Ontology annotation, cellular component: membrane. The transcript has a single exon. NCBI's taxonomy places the organism in Eukaryota, Fungi, Kickxellomycota, Kickxellomycetes, Kickxellales, Kickxellaceae. The coding region runs from base 94 to 1089 and encodes 331 amino acids.
CUUCUCUUCCGCACCGGAUUGUUCUUGUCUCUGCUUGUUGGCAUCCCGUCACUCUAUUCAGAACAUAUUUGUAUUUAGCAUAUUAGCCUCUCCAUGCUGGCGGCCCUGCGGCGGACAAUCGAGUGGACUGGGCAGUACGCGUACUGUUUUCUGCACCACAACCCGAACCUGCGCGAUGAGUUGUUUACUACCUCGUAUGUCGUUCCGCAGCCCCUGCUAGCAGCCAUACGCGUGGUGGUAUUUGUAUACUGCCUGUCGGUGCUUGUUGCAAAUCUAGUGGUCAACAUUAUGCAUGAGGCGGGCUGGAGCUGGCCAGCAUACUUUACGACACUGACAUACCUUGGAAUCACUAUGUACUACGGGUUUGCAGCAUUCAACACAUGUCAGUAUACGCUCGUAUACGGGCUGCGCAACCGCCGGCGCAUACAUACCAGUAUGGUUUCGCAUCCCAUCCAGAUCCCUUUGGAGCAGUUUCGCCAGCGGACGCUAGGCCUUGGAAUUGACCAUAGCAGUGCCUCCCCGCCUGAAUUGACGCCAGAGCCAAAGGGCUAUGUUGCAAAUGCUACAAGCCAACCACAGAGCCCGGCUGGGUGGCCCGACAACGCCUCGAUACCAGCGACUUUGGCACAGCCGUCGUCGACAUUGCAUCAGCUCGCCUUGGCAACGCAGUGGCUCCUGUACGAGACAUUCACCUGCUACGCACCACUGGUGUCGUUGAUCUACUGGGGGUUCCUGUACCCAUCCAGCGGCGGCUUCUAUGAGAGGAUCGACACGUGGAUGGGCACCAGCAUGCACGCGACCAACACAGCACUGAUGCUGCUUGAGGUGCUCCUGUUUUCGCGGUGCCCGUACCGGUGGACGCACUUUACCGUUGUCAUCAGCGUCCUGGCCUCGUAUCUUGUCCUGGUAUACUUUAUGGUCGGGGUUUACGACUUUUACGUAUACCCGUUCUUUGAUGCGCGCUUCUUUGGCGGAUACGUUGCAAUUAUCUGUCUGCUGGUUGCAGACAUUGUCGGGCUUGUGUGGGUCGUGCUGCUGAUGGUGCACAGAUGGCGCGACACAAAGUACCCAAAAUGGACUCAGGAGUGAGCCACAUUUCAUGCGCCGCAGCUCUUGGCAGCCAGGGGAUCGAGUAGCCUUGAGCGAAUUUUUGCUCAACACUCGGGGGAUCUGAGUCUUGGCAAAGAUGGAGGGAAAUGGCGGGCCUCGGCAAUGUAGGCUUGAUUUUUCUGCAGCCAUAAUUCCGCUU